AUGGUCCAGCUCUAUCAAAGCUUGAAUGAGACCGAUGUGGUGUAUGUGAAGGUGGAUGACGAUGUGGUCUACAUUGCUGAACACACCAUAGCAAACUUGGUUCGAGAGAAGCUGCGGCAGCGCUGCCUCCUCGUGUCAGCUAACGUUGUGAACCAUGCCAUAAUGUCGGCUUUACAUCAGGACAGGGGUGCUCAUCGUGGAUUCCGGCCAUCAGAGGAGCAGCGCAGAAAUCCGGUCUUGCGGUUGCCAUGGCCCAAAGUGGAGGAGAUCAACAUGUCCCCAGAUUUCCAAAUCGAGCGCUUUCCAGCUUCACGCUGUGUGGUGGAGCGCUGGGAUUGUGCUGCACUGGUCCACGAGAGUUUCUUGGAUCGUGCCAAGGAUAACACCCUGUGUGUGUUUGAUUUUGGCUGGCACGACUUCAACCGCUUGGGCUACAGGGAGCACAGGUACAUACACAGGUCGCCAAGCGUGAACAAGGAGUAUUGGACGCAGGGAGCAAGGUGGAGCACAAACUUCUUCGCCUUCAAAGCGGAAGACUUGGAUGGAGUGAAUUGGAGGAAUGUGCAUGGCAAGGGUGAUGAUGAGGAAGAGUUUACUGGGCCCCACGCCGAGAGACGCGAUCGACACUCAUGUGCCGUCGGCCAAGCGUUGGUGGUGCAUUUCUCUUAUGGUUCUCAGGAAGAGGGCCUCAUGGCCUACACAAACUUGCUGAAGCGCUAUGACAAGUUGUCACGCCGCAUUCCAAAGGUGUCCAAGGCACGCGCUUUGGAUGCUUCGCCCAGCAAGACCGAGAGAAAAGCUGUAAGACAAGUGUGCUUGCCGGUAUUUGCCAGCGAGGCAUCCGAGGCCACAACCCUGCGCCGCGCGCAUCUCAAGCAAGCGCUCGGACGGACACAACUGGUGCAGUCCGUGGUGCGCGUCCGGGCCUUCGAUGCCUUGCGGCCUUGGUCCCGGUCCCAUGGAUCCGGCUUCAUCUGGGUCACAAACUUCCACGUCAUCAACCGGGCAUCCUUUGUCUCCGUGCAUUUUGCUGAUGGCAUGCAAUGCCGAGCCCAAUUUAAGGCGGGCUGCGAGCCUUGUGACCUGGCCGUACUUCAAGUCUUGAUGGAGAGCACCUUGGCACGGAGUUUCCGGGGUCCUUUCAGGUUGAAGCUGGCGCGACAUGACCCUGAUCUUGGCGCAGCGGUGGCGGCCGUAGGUCAUCCGGAACACUGGGCCUGGCUGCUGGGCGCUGGCCAUGUCACUGGCGUUGGCCGCCGCAGCUCCCGUGCGGUGCAACGCCUUAACAAUCGCUCAGUUGAGGAGCUGUUGGGCAACCUUGAAGCAGUUGUUUUUGCCGACGAGGCCGGAGCAACUCUUUUUACUUGUGUUCCCGUUUGUGAAGAUGCGCGAAGAGCGGCGCAACUUAGCGAUGCUGGCGCCAUUCGUGGGUCUGGCGAUCGCCGUGGCCAUGCAGCGAUCCAGCGCCUACAAUCAAGCCCACUCAUCGAGUCACGACAGCAAGCUGCAGACAUGGCUGUGGCAGUGCGUUGGGCGUCCACUGAGAGCCGCAAGUUGGCCGAGCGCUGCGUCAAGACUUGGCUGACUGCGCUUGGGCAUGGUGCGCCUGCAAGCCCAGCGAAAGAUCACAAAGGGCUGGUGACAGCAUGUUUGCAUGAGCUGCUGCCUCAAGCCCUCAGUGCAGUCAAAGCUCAACUCCCUGUGCUCAAGGCAAGCUCGAAGACUGGCGCGAGCCUGCCUGCAACGCGAUCCAUCGCCAUUGUACGUAGCAUGCACUGGUUGAUGCAGCAAUGCGACUAUUUGGUUUUGAAAGACCGCUUGGGCAUGGCAUUGCCCCUGCUCCUCCAGGUUUUGGACCACUGCUGUGAUUCUGUGGUUCGACUCAUCAGCUGGGAUGCUCUGCAUUUGGUUCUCGACCGGGCUUUGGCCGCGGAAGUGCAAAACUUUCGGCCUCCUUUGCUGCAUAUCUUUGAGACUUGCUCCCCACUGAUGCUGGAUGAGGAGGCUACGUGCCUUGCUGUUGCGCCCUUCUGUGCCUCAAGUGUGCUUUUUCUGCUGAAAGCCUAUGGCCCUGACGUUGAUGUCUCAGACAGAAGCAAACAGCUGGAUAGUUUCCUUCGUUUCGGAAGCCUCCACUGCAAGUCGAACUCUCGGGCACUCGCGCUCUUUCUGGAAUUCGGACUACUGCCACUCCUGACGCGGGAAGCCUGGCUGGUGGCACCACGUCUUCGCGGAACAGUGGAGCUAUUCCUGCAGAGUUGUGAGGGAGGAAAUGCAUUGGAGGUCUUGCUAGCCUGGCGGGGUCUGCAGCUCCUCUUCUCUGGCGAGCUCAAAGCUCGUGCCAAAAGGUACUUUCAGGACAUCCUCCUGCGCAUGGCCUUCUGCUACUUGACGUUCGUUGCAUCCGAUCCGCCAGAGGGUUUUGAACCAUGCACACCAGGAUCACGGUCCGGCUUCAUGUCCCCCGUGACCGCAGCCAUGACGGCCGCCGAAUGGGCAGAGGUGGGCUGCUAA
Messenger RNA from Symbiodinium pilosum, 2514 nucleotides. The record is from the annotation of a GenBank genome assembly. NCBI's taxonomy places the organism in Eukaryota, Dinophyceae, Suessiales, Symbiodiniaceae.